This is a messenger RNA of Penicillium canescens, 2604 nucleotides long. Its product is annotated as beta-glucosidase. The coding region runs from base 1 to 2604 and encodes 867 amino acids. Gene Ontology annotation, biological process: glucan catabolic process. The record is from RefSeq and is a predicted model, not a curated record. Lineage: Eukaryota; Fungi; Ascomycota; Eurotiomycetes; Eurotiales; Aspergillaceae. Gene Ontology annotation, molecular function: beta-glucosidase activity. The transcript is spliced from 3 exons.
AUGGCUCCUUGGGCACAUCUAGCUCUAGUCACUCUUUUCACCCCACUCCUGGCCUCCCCAGUCAGCGAAUCCGAGUCUAUAAUCAACCAAAAACGCGCAGCGGAAGGAUAUGAAUCGCCUCCGUAUUAUCCCACUCCUCCAGGAGGAUGGGUGUCCGACUGGAGCGAAGCCUACGAAAAGGCUCACAAGGUCGUGAGCAACAUGACGCUGGCCGAGAAAGUCAACUUGACCACUGGAACAGGCUUCUUCAUGGGCCCCUGCGUGGGCCAAACAGGCAGCGCGCCCCGAUUUGGUAUCCCGAAUAUCUGUCUGCAGGACUCUCCUGUCGGAAUCCGGAAUUCGGACCACAACACCGCUUUUCCGCCGGGUAUUACUGUGGGUGCGACCUUUAACAAGGACCUCAUGUAUGAGCGCGGUGUCGGUUUGGGCGAAGAGGCUCGAGGCAAGGGCGUCAAUGUUCUUCUCGGGCCUGCUGUUGGUCCCCUUGGCCGCAAGCCGCGUGGUGGUCGUAUUUGGGAGGCAUUCGGUGCCGAUCCAUCUCUGCAAGCCUUUGCAGGUGCAGAAACUAUCAAGGGCAUGCAAAGCACCGGUGCGAUUGCUGCUAUCAAACAUUUCAUUGGCAACGAGCAGGAAAUGUUCCGCAUGAGCAGCGUUGUUACCAAAGGGUACUCGUCCAAUAUUGAUGACCGCACAUUGCAUGAACUGUAUCUUUGGCCUUUUGCCGAAGGUGUUCGCGCUGGCGUAGGCUCUCUCAUGACUGCGUAUAAUGAUGUGAACAGCUCGGCCUGUAGCCAGAACAGCAAGCUGCUCAACGGAAUCCUCAAGGAUGAGCUUGGUUUCCAGGGGUUUGUCAUGACUGACUGGCUGGGUCAUUACACAGGUGUGGCUUCAGCGCUGGCCGGCUUGGAUAUGGCUAUGCCCGGUGACGGUGCUGUCCCUCUAUUUGGCGACAGUUAUUGGGGACCAGAGAUGUCGCGCUCGGUUCUGAAUGGAAGUGUCCCCGUGGACCGUCUGAACGACAUGGUCACUCGUAUUGUUGCGACUUGGUACAAGUUCGGUCAGGAUAAAGACUACCCUUUGCCUAACUUCUCGACCAACACUCAAGACAAGGAGGGACCGCUUUACCCGGGUGCUCUCUUCUCUCCUUCUGGAGUUGUCAAUCAAUUCGUCGAUGUCACAGCAAAUCACAAUGCCACAGUGCGAGCCGUUGCCCGAGAGGCAAUUACCCUACUCAAGAAUGACAUGGACAUACUCCCUCUCAGUCGCAAUGACAACUUGAAAGUCUUCGGUACGGAUGCAGGAGGAAACCCAGACGGUCUCAACUCAUGCACUGAUAUGGGAUGCAACAAGGGCGUUUUGACGAUGGGCUGGGGCAGUGGCACGGCCAGAUUCCCCUACCUCAUCACUCCCCAGGAGGCCAUUGCCAAUGUGACCAACAAUGUGGAAUUCCAUAUCACCGACUCAUUCCCUUCGGACGUCACCGCCAAUUCCAGCGAUAUCGCUCUUGUCUUUAUCAAUGCUGACUCUGGGGAGAACUAUGUCACUGUCGAAGGAAACCCUGGAGAUCGCACCAACGCCGGCCUCAAUGCUUGGCACAAUGGUGACGACCUCGUAAAAGCGGCAGCCAAGAAGUUCUCGAAUGUUGUGGUGAUUAUUCACACUGUCGGACCGAUCUUAAUGGAAGAAUGGGUCGAUUUGGAAUCCGUUAAAGCCAUUGUCGUAGCCCAUCUUCCCGGACAAGAAGCAGGUAACUCUCUUACCGAUGUCUUGUUCGGAGACUACAGUCCCAGUGGACACAUGCCGUACACAAUCCCCAAGAGCGAAGACGAUUACCCGGAAAGUGUCGGCCUAAUCAACCAGCCGUUCGGCCAGAUCCAGGAUACUUUCACCGAAGGUCUAUACGUGGACUACCGCCAUUUCAUGAAAGCAAAUGUGACACCUCGAUACCCCUUCGGCCACGGUCUAUCCUACACAACGUUCAACUUCUCCCAACCCUCCUUGUCAGUGGUUACUCCCUUGGACACUGCCUACCCAGCAGCCCGUCCCACCAAACCAGCCACUCCAACCUACAACGCCAGCAUUCCCGCCGCAUCAGAAGUAGCCUGGUCAUCAACCACAUUCACCCGCAUCUGGCGCUACCUCUACCCUUACCUGGAUAACCCACAGUCUAUCACUGCAUCCAACAAAUACCCCUACCCAGAUGGAUACAGCACGGAACCGCACCCCGUUCCUCGCGCUGGUGGCGGCCAGGGUGGAAACCCAGCCCUCUUUGAAACCACCUUCUCGGUUCAGGUGCAGGUACAGAAUACAGGAAAGCGACACGGCAAGGCCGUUGCCCAGCUUUAUGUUGAGCUUCCGUCGUCUCUUGGUCUUGAUACGCCUGAGCUACAGCUACGUCAAUUUGAGAAGACCAAGGAGCUUGCGCCAGGCCAGAGUGAGACUCUGACACUUCAUAUUACUCGGAAGGAUGUUAGUGUUUGGGAUGUCGAUGUGCAGGAUUGGAAGGCUCCUGUUCAUGGACAGGGUGUUAAGAUCUGGGUUGGGAAUAGUGUUGCUGAUCUACCUGUUUUGUGUACUGUUGGUGGCGACUGUUCGGCCGAGUAA